Molecule: messenger RNA, 946 nt
Organism: Oryzias melastigma (Indian medaka)
Lineage: Eukaryota; Metazoa; Chordata; Actinopteri; Beloniformes; Adrianichthyidae
Gene: cd79b
Product: CD79b molecule, immunoglobulin-associated beta
Exons: 5
Coding region: 243-875 (210 amino acids)
Biological process (GO): B cell receptor signaling pathway; B cell differentiation
Cellular component (GO): external side of plasma membrane; B cell receptor complex
Source: RefSeq, a predicted model, not a curated record
UUUAAAGUCUUUAGCUUAGGUUUUUCUUAAAGCUGUUUUUGUCAUUUUAUGUCAGAUUGUGCUCCGACUUAUCACAAACAAGUGAAGGACUUCUCCUUUUUUUAGUGUAGGUGGCUUUUUUUCAGUUUGAUGACAAUCUUCCCCUCAUUUGCCUGAUCUGAAAGUGUUUUUGACACAGACAGCUAAAGCUCACACUGGUUCUGGGGGCUGCAGGGACAUCCGCACUACUGUAGCAGUCUUUUAUGAAUGUCAUCAUGCGCUGGAUUCAAGCUGGAUGGUGUUUGCUUGCGCUGAUCAGUUUAUCAGCUGCUCUGCAGAUCAGCCAGAAGCCGCGGUUCUACGGCGUGAAGACCGGCAGCAAGGUGAAAAUCCUCUGUGAAGGGAAAAAACAAGGAGAGAAGACAGAUGUGUUUUGGUACAAGUUUGAAAAAUACGACAAGAGGAAUGAGACAGAAACCCUCCAUUUAAAUGAGACCGACAGUUUGAAACUUCUUAACACCAACAAAAACGUGAUCUCUAUCCUUACCAUCCGGAAUGCCAAGGAAAAAGACACUGGAGUGUACUUCUGCAAAAUUGGCACAACCUUGGGACCUGGAACUGAAGUUCGAGUAGUCAGACACAUUGACUUUAAUAAGGCACAACACCUGAGCAAGUUGAAGGAUGGUCUCAUCAUUUUACAGGGUCUGCUGUUGCCUGUGUGCAUUGCUGCUGUUCUGCUACGCAAACACAAAGAGCUGGAAAAGAGUGACAGCAUGUAUGAAGAGCCAGAAAUGGACCACAUCUAUGAGGGUUUGGCGAUUGAAACAUGUGGAGAUCUAUAUGAGGACCUGACGCUGUAUUCCCAGCCGGAGAUAGCCGAAGCCCCAUGGGAGUGAAACCAGGAUCUUCUGCAGCCCAAUAUUCUUUUAUUAUGCCUUCUUGAAGAAACUGUAAAAAAACAAAAAAA